AUGGCGGAAAACUACGAUGUGGCAGUCGAUCCAGUGACGAUCGUCAUAAAGGAGUGUAUUACGCUGUCAACUGCGAUGCGCAAGUAUUCCAAGUACACAGCUCAGACCGGCGUGGCAGCUCUGUUGAGUGGCGGUAGUGAGAUCUUCAGCAACCAAGAUGAUUCACUUGCCGACACCUUCAAUAACCUGUCAACAAGCAAGAACAAAGACCCUUUACUCUCGGGAUUUGUUCAAUUGCGAUUGAUGCUGAACAGCUUGAGUUCGCUUGAGAAAAUUGACUCUCUAACGUUACUUCAACCAUUCCUGUUGGUUAUCAGUACGCCUUCUAUCUCAGGCUACAUCACAUCUUUGGCCUUAGAUUCGCUUCAAAAAUUCAUAACUUUUCGGAUUAUUGGUCCAAGCUCAUUGAAUCACACAAUUGCUUGUCGCGAAGCGGUGAAUGCAUUGACCCACUGCAGGUUCGAAGGUUCUGAGCAGACUAAUGACGAUUCUGUUUUGUUGAAAGUCCUCGUUCUGUUAGAAACCGUAAUACUAUCCGAAGAUAGCAAUAUUUUAUCGGACUCUAUCGUAUAUGAGGUCCUGCAAACUGUCAUGUCCUUGGCUUGUAAUAAAAAGAGAACUGAAGUUCUAAGAAAAGCUGCAGAAAUGUCAAUGAUGUCAAUCACUGUGAAAGUCUUCGGCAAGUUGCGAGGAAUUCAGGCCACUGACCUGCAAAAGUACAUUAACGACGAAGAUUUCUCUAAAAAUGUUCUGAAAGACGAUGUUAUUGGUACAUCUCAGGAUUCGCCUCCUGAAGAAGAUUUAAAGGACGCAGAGUCUUGUUCAAGCAGUAUAAGGACAGAUGUGAUUGAGAAAAGUACACGGCAGUUGGAAGAAAACUAUGGUCUUCCGGUGAUAAGAGACUACCUUGGAAUCUUGGUUUCUUUAAUCAUGCCAGAAAACCAAUUCAAACAUAACAACUCAACCAAAGUAUUUGGUCUCAACUUACUUAACACAGCAAUUGAGGUAUCUGGAAAUUUGUUUCCCAUUCAUCCUCGUCUUUUCAACCUUGUUUCCGACCCAAUCUUCAAGAAUGUUCUUUAUAUCAUUCAGAAUACCGAAAAGCUCUCACUUCUUCAGUCCGCGUUACAACUAUUCACUACGCUGGUUAUAAUCCUUGGCGAACAUCUGCAAAGACAGAUUGAGUUAACCUUUACAAGCAUUUUGGAAAUCUUGAAAACAAAUCGAGCAACGAAUCCCAAAGCACGUUCUUCAGCAGCAAAGGAGCUAAUUACCGAACAAAUUUCUAUUCUCUGGACAAGAACACCAUCUUUCUUCACAAGGAUGUUUAUGAACUUUGACUGUAACUUGAACAGGUCAGACCUAUCAACUACAGUUAUAGAGUCACUCACCAAAUUGGCGCUUCCUGAAUCCGCACUUACCACUGCAGACAGCGUACCCCCCAUUUGCCUGGAAGGCUUGAUUUCACUAGUUGAUAACAUGCAUGAUCGCAUAGAAGGAGAAGACCGUUCAUUGCUGUCCCAAAGCCCACCAAUAAAAGCUCUCAAGGAACGAGCAAAAAAGACCGAGUUCAUUAAAUGCACAGAAUCUUUCAAUGAGAAGCCUAAGAAGGGAAUUCCUCUUUUGAUCGAACACAAAUUCAUCGAAUCCGACUCAGAGACUGACAUUGCAAAAUUCCUCUUUGAAAAAAACGGGAGACUCAACAAAAAAUCUAUUGGCGAGCACUUGGCCAACCCCGACAAUAUUUCAUUGCUUAAGAAAUUCGUGAAUCUCUUUGAUUUCAAGGGUUUGCGUAUUGACGAAGCAUUGCGUAUAAUGCUUACAAAGUUUCGUUUACCAGGUGAAUCUCAGCAGAUAGAAAGAAUAGUUGAAACUUUCUCCGCAAAGUAUGUUGAGAGCCAGGAAUAUGACCCAGAAAAAGCCGGCUUAGAUAUAGAAAAUGACUACAGUACGGUACAGCCUGACGCAGACUCAGUUUUUAUCCUGAGUUAUUCUGUCAUUCUGUUGAACACAGAUCUACACAACCCCCUUGUGAAGAAACAUAUGACUUUUGAUGACUAUACUUACAACCUCAAAGGAUGUAACAAUCAGAAAGAUUUUCCAAUGUGGUACCUUGACAGAAUCUUCUGCUCCAUCCGUGAUAAGGAAAUUGUCAUGCCAGAAGAGCACCACGGCACGGACAAGUGGUUUGAUGAUGCUUGGAAUAAUCUGGUAUCAUCAACUACCGUAGUAACUCAGACAUCAGAUACUCUCGAUGAGGAGAGAGCGAGCCUUGACAAGUCAUGUCUUCUUCAAUUUGACAAAGAAAUAUUCAGCAUAGUUGGUUCAUCGAUAGUUCAAACUUUGUUUAAGAUAUUCGAAGUUGCUUCUGAUGACCACAUAAGCACAAGGAUGCUAACCAGCAUCGAUAAGUGCUCCCAUAUAGCAUGCUUUUUUGGGCAAAACAAGUUGUUCAACGACAUCAUCGAACAAAUUGCCAAAUCAACGCUAUUAACCAAGCAGAUCACAAACAACUCCUCGGAAAACCAAGAGUUGGAAGGCAUUCCCGUUGUUCAAAUCAACUUGGAAGAGUCGAAGGAAACCCUAACCGUGAGCAGUCUUUCAGUAAGGUUUGGCCGUAACUUUAAAAGCCAGUUAUGCACUGUUGUCCUCUUCCGCUUUCUACAGAAAAAUCAAAACUCUCAAAUUAUGAGCGAGACAGCGUGGUCGCUCAUAGUUGAGAUACUUCUGAACUUAUUUGAACAUGCCAUGAUCUCCCCAGAUAUAUUUCCUGAUCUUCAAAAUAAGCUGAGGAUCGGAAAUCUCCCCAAGCCAACUCCCGAAUAUUCUAUCAACAAGUCGAAAGUCAACAGAGGCCUUCUAUCAACUUUUGCUUCGUAUCUAAAGGGUGAUGAAGAGCCAACUGAGGAGGAGUUGAGCGCCUCAAUCAGUGCAAUGGAAUGUAUUCGGUCCAGUCAUAUUUCUUCGUCGAUUUUUGGUAACGAGAUAAAUGUCAUGAGCAUGCUAAUUUCCGUUCUUUUGAAUAGCAUUCCAAUGAAAAAAAAUGCUGAGAAUUUCAGAUAUUUUGAACCCGAAGUCCUGUUUUUGAUGGAACUGGCUUUGGCCUCCUAUUUGUUUUGUAAACAUGAUAAAGAAGUUGGAAAAGCUGUUUUGGCAAAGUUAUCUGAAAUUGGGUUGAUUGGUGGCUCCUUUAAAGGUUUCAAGCGUCGUAUAUUGGCCUACAAACUGCUUCUGGUUUCAGUUUUGGAAGAGCCGAAUGCAAUCACAAAGCUUAUAAAUGAAGAUCUCCUCGCAGAAAAUGAGAUUUACGAUCAAAAGUUUUUUGCUAGCGAUCAAGGCUCAGAAAUGCUGAGGAUGCUUCUUUCACUGACCGAGAUUGAAAACUAUAGUGCCGUAUUGUAUCAAAAUGAAGGCUUCUGGAAAGUCUUGCGUGCAUUCGCCUCUGCUGAAAGACAUACAUGUACUGUAUUUGAGUACCUAAAUGGAUCAAUAUUGAAAAAGGAAAACUCGAUCUCAAGUACAAACUUCCUCUGGGUUCUCGGGCUUCUUGACGAAAUUUCUUCCAUUGGAGCAAUUGGAAGUAAGUGGGAAGAAGAAUAUGAAAAGUCUUCAGAGAAUGGUCAGGCAAAGAAUCAGGAGAACCCUUACCAAGAAACUGUUGAGACAUCACUGAAAUCGAUCAAUGCUACCACCCACCUUAUCAAAUUGAAAAGGCGAGAUGUGUUGAGUAAAGCUGAAUUGGUUGGUCUCUUGCAAGCUCUCGGGCAUCAAUGUUUCAAUCCCUGUUACCAACUCAGAACUUAUGCCGUUGGGUCUUUGGAAUCUACAAUCCUUGAGAAUUUAGACACUUUUUCUGAUACUUUAACGAUAUCUGAAGUUGUUGAUAACGGAUUUCUGGUAAUGAUGGAAGGUGAAAAUAAACCUACGGCUAUUCCAGAAGUUUUGUCGCUCUUUUCCAAAGUUUACAUUCACUACCUCAAGUUAGGAAAAGCAGAAAAUGAUUCAUUUCUCAAAAUCCUCAACGUAUUCAAUAAAUACGUUGAGAAUCCGACAGUUGAGAAAAUAUUGCAGGAUCUUCUUGCAGAGAAAAAGCAGCGUGAACAGCCAACCGAGACUCAGUCAACUGAGGUACAGCUAAGUCAGACAAAGCCAACCGAGACACAGUCAACCGAGGCACUUAAUAAUGAUGAAAAGCCUUAA
Molecule: messenger RNA, 4200 nt
Organism: Lachancea thermotolerans CBS 6340
Lineage: Eukaryota; Fungi; Ascomycota; Saccharomycetes; Saccharomycetales; Saccharomycetaceae
Gene: GEA2
Product: Arf family guanine nucleotide exchange factor GEA2
Exons: 1
Coding region: 1-4200 (1399 amino acids)
Biological process (GO): regulation of ARF protein signal transduction
Molecular function (GO): guanyl-nucleotide exchange factor activity
Source: RefSeq, a predicted model, not a curated record